CGAACUGAGCCAGUCUAACUUGAACGCCGAAGAGCGAACAAAACGGUGCGAAAAAUUAUCCACAGAUCGAGUUCGAACGCUCGAACGAACGAACGAACAGUUUUUGGGUUGUUGGAAGUUUGGAAAGUCGCAGAAAAAGAGAGGAGUAGUGUGUGCAAAGUGCAAGUGAACGAACAAAUAAGAAAAAUACAAGAACUUUAGCAAAAAUGUGUCUCCACAAAAGGGAACAGCGCGCGUCUUAUAUAGGCGGUCAGCUGUUUUGUGAGCAAAUGGUGAGCGAAUUUGACGUAACGACGAAUCAGGUCGCGACGACGUGUGAGAAAGCGCCGGAAGAACGCUGCCGCGUCGCUCCGGCGGUGGAAGCAUGCAGUGAUGACCAGGAAGCUGCUGCUGAUCAAAUGCUGUACCGUGAUGUCCUUGUUGGGGCCACCCAAGCCACCAAGCAGCUCUUUGAUGGCUGCAAGGACCUAGCUGCCAUGUUCCGUGAAAGUACCGCCUACAAAAUCCUUACCCGAACCACGCAACCAUCGCAUGCGAUUUCGAUGGUUUUCGUGUCCUUCGUCCUGCUGGUACUGUGGCCUAACAUCGUAGGUCAACCGUCAUCCAUUGAGGAUUCCGAGGAGGCGGCGUCGAUAACUGCCAUAAAAUGUGCCAAGACUCAAACUCGGGCCAGCGUGAUGGUAGCGCUGGUCUACUUCGGAUCGUUUGCGAUGCAUUUCGGGGCCCAGAUGUGGAUGACCUUCGUGUCCGGAUUGGCACUCUACUUCAACCUCCCGCGACAUACCUUUGGUCGCGUCCAGGAGAUCCUCUUCCCGAAGUACUUCUCGAUGGGUUCGGCACUAAGUGUCGCCACGUUGCUGAGCUUUAUCAAACUGCAACAGACGGCACAUCCGGAACUGGCCAACGCCGCGUUCCGCAGCUGGGACCCCCAACUACUGGUCCAGCUUGUCUCGCUAGCUCUGUGUGCCUCCCUCGAGCUGGUGGUCUGCCUCUACCUCGCACCCCCGAUGAUUCGUCUGAUGCACCAGAAGUACCACUUCGAAGCCAGCGAAACCGUCGGUCAGGAGAUUGGACACUUCAGUGGCACCGAAAAUGCUCAGCUUAGGCGUUCGCUGCACUACAAGAGCGUUCACAAGCGCUUCCGGCAGAUCCAUAUGGUGACCGCUAUGGCCAACAUGGUGGCGCUGCUGUGCACCUUUGUCCACCUCCACUAUCUCGCCUCGCGGAUCGUGAUGCUGUGAAGAGACCGCCACCGCCAUUUUGUAGCGCGAGUGGCGCUUGUGUGAGUGCACGAGUACGAGAAAAAGCAAGCCAAAGUAUUAGACGGAAAUUCCAGCUGUAAGCAGUAUUAAAAUUAGGCAAAACAAAAAAGUGAGGUUAGUUCGCAAAAAAAUUGAACAGGAUCUAGUCUUUGUACAACAAUACGAAAAGCAGGAAUUCGGCGGCAGCUGCUGAGGGUGGUUCAAAACCGCCGCAUCCGCAACCGCCUAUUUGUGAGAGUAGAAGAACAUAGACUGAACAGAGAAAACUAACAAAUUUCGAUGAUAACAAUAAUAAUAGUGUUUGAGCGAAACUAAAACGCACCCUAAAUCUACUUCAGAUCACCCGAGGUUUUCAAAUCAAACAAAGCACUGAUUUUUGGAGAGAUUAUUGCAAGCAGCGAUUUUAGCGUUUAGAGAUGUAGCCGAUAAGCAUUUGAUUUGGGGUUUAGUUUCCUAUGUAUUGCAAUACUCGCAAAUUUCAGAGUGAACAGGGAGUUUCUCCUUCGGAAACACCACACACCAAACGAGAAUCAAGAUCUGAAGUAGUGCUUUCGUUAGCAAAUAGUGUUUCAAACUAGCCGUAGAGAGUAGCCAAUUGUAGCGUCGUAAGAUUAACUGAAUAUUUAUUAUCGCUCCCUGAGAAAAACUUAUGUAAUCGCACCCUUCCCCCCUUUUUCCUGAUAGUUAAUAGCUUGGAAAAUACGAAUUUAAACAAUUGCUCUUUGCCACGCUGCAGAGCAUCGGAACACCUAUCAAAAUAAAAGUAAAAAAACAAGAACAAAACACAUUAC
Messenger RNA from Toxorhynchites rutilus septentrionalis, 2053 nucleotides. RefSeq lists its product as uncharacterized. Bases 207 to 1241 code for a protein of 344 amino acids. The transcript is spliced from 2 exons. The record is from RefSeq and is a predicted model, not a curated record. NCBI's taxonomy places the organism in Eukaryota, Metazoa, Arthropoda, Insecta, Diptera, Culicidae.